AUGAGGAAGGAGGAGGAUGGCUCUGAAAGUCCUGCCAGCCUUCACGAUGUGGACUGUGUUGUAUUUUUCCUGUUGAUUUCCCUGUGCGUAUCUGAAAACAGAAUUUCCACCUUAAAGAGAGGCACUCGGGUGAUACGAAUAAACCGGCUGAGCAGUGAAAAGCAGUGCAGACGUGCUUGUAAAGGCCUGUCGCUUUCAGGUAACCGUUACUGCAACUGGUCAGUGUUCUAUCAGAAUCGCUGUGCCCUUUUACACUGUCGCCAUCUGUAUGUGUGUCAGAAUGCCAGCACUCAGGACAUUACAGAUCUACUUGGAGAACUUGUCCUUAAGAAAAGAGAAGCACAGCCACCUGGCCAAACCGGCAGGCAAGUAGUCUCUAACACAAGCCAAGAAAACCAGACAGAGAGUCGAGCAACAGUGCCACCUUCACCAUCAGCUCAAGUAAGGACUGUAAUGACAGGUACCAGAACGACCGCAUCAGCAGUAAUUACAACUACUGCCACAACCACCACCACCACUAAAGCCACAACCACCGCCACAAUCGCCCAAUCCACCAAGGGAACCCCAGGUGAGAUAAGUACAACUACUCCAUUAGCCACAGAUAAUGAAACUGCAGGGAUGCUUGGGCUUCUGACAGAUAAUUCCACUAUCCUUACCAGCACCACGUCUCCAGCUGCCUCUUCUCUCAUUUCAAAUAAUGAUACUUCUAGCUCCACGCCCACAGCCACCUUUGAAAAGACAAGUAAUAAGGUGUUCACUUCAGGAACUACAAAGGCACCAGCUCCCUUGUCUCAAACUGCUAUUGCUACUUCUGAAUUGAAAAUGAGGAUUGUAGUGUCCCAAACAGAACAUUCCAAUGCAACCGUUGCCUCCUGGUUGCACUGGGAUGCCACGCACAGCACUCCCACCCCUAGCAACGUUAAUAAUGUGGGGGUUGGCCCAUUGACAACAAGCUUAUCUAUAGUGACAACCACCGACAGCCUACAGGACUUGAAAACACAUUCCCCAGAUUCUGCAGUCACCAAUCCGUCUUCAGAGAGUGCCAGUCCCACAAUGCCAACAAUCAAAGCUACUUCAUCAACUCUUGAGCCCCUGACAACUACAGUGGACAGGCCCCAGAAUAUCACGGGUAAGCCAUCUCCUACUAUCCCAGUCCGAACAAAGACUUCAGCAACUAACCAACCAAUGACAAAGGCCACCACUGGGCCUGGGGUGAUAACAACAUAUAGUACUUCCUUGACUAAGCUUACCACCAUGGGUCCAACAAAUGCACCCAAAACAUCAGCCUUGGGCAUUGGCAGAGGUCAGCAAAACACAGACUAUGACAAUCUGCUGAUUGCCACUGGGCCUCUGACUCAGUACUUGGUGGACACCAGUUCACUCCUGGCAGUACUUCUAUUUGGUAUCAUUUUUUUCAUAACAGUCUUAGUUCUAUUUGCCAUGCAGGCCUAUGAAAGCUAUAAGAAAAAGGACUAUACGCAAGUGGACUACUUAAUCAAUGGAAUGUACGCAGACUCAGAAAUGUGAGAGGCUGGGGUGCUGAGAGAGGCUUAAAUACGUAUCAAGGAGAUGGGAAGCCUGUGGCUUGUUCUUUCCCCUGUUUGCUUAUAAGACAAACUGAAAGUGCUUCCAAAUUACUUCUGGUGCAAUUUAGGAGAAAUGCCAUGUAUUCUAUAAAUUUUUUUAUCAACUGUAACCGGUUGCCAUAAGAGCGGAAGUCAUUUCUUGAACCCUUCCAACCGUGCUUCUGCCAAUGAUUUUUGCAUUGUAAAAUGAAGCUACCGGGGUGAGCCAUUUCCCUCUGAGAAUGGUAUGUGCUUCCUAAGCUCUGUGUUUACAUUUGAUUUCAGUUUCUUGGGUUUUGUUAAUUUCACGCAUAUUCCCAUUUGUAAAAUGGGAAUGAUAAUGCUCACCCACCUUCUAUGUAGCACUUUGGGAUCACAGAAUGAGAAGUGCUAAGUAUUACUCUGACUGUUGGGGAGUUUUAAUUGUGAGCAUUGUGUUUCAAGAAGCUUCCUGCUUGUGAAGAGAACUGUUUACAAGAUGCUAUUAACACAGUGCUUACCGCUGAUUUAAGAUGGUUCUUCCCAAGGUGCAGAUCAUUCCAUUUGUGCACCUAUAUGGUCUUAUUUUUGUAUUCAGUCACUCAAUAAAAGGGGACCUGGAGGGCA
Dermochelys coriacea (leatherback sea turtle) is the source of this 2171-nucleotide messenger RNA. It is a transcript of the gene C6H11orf24, whose product is annotated as chromosome 6 C11orf24 homolog. The record is from RefSeq and is a predicted model, not a curated record. NCBI's taxonomy places the organism in Eukaryota, Metazoa, Chordata, Testudines, Dermochelyidae.